UAUAUAUAUAUAUAUAUAUAUUUGGUUUCUGAACAUACACCUGACUAAAAAUGCCGGUAACUGAUAUACCAGGUUAUUUUUAUGAUCAAAACAAGAAACGAUACUUCAAGAUCAUGCCUUCUGGUCCAUAUAGUUUAGCUUCGAUCAAUCAAGCAAAACGAAAAUCAGAAAAGAUACAAUUACAACAAAAAAAGGAUAAUAUUCGACAAAAUAAAAGGCAACAUCUUUGUGUCAAUACUUCCUCCAUUCUUACUUUUUAUCGACAACGAGCCAUUCAAGCUUCUCUUCCUGCAAGAUCUAUGAUCAAAUACGCUACUACUUCAGCUUAUACUCAAUUGACACCUCAAGGACAAGUCGACCUCUCUUUAUUAGAAAACAACCAUCGAGCAACAUGUACCAAUAUGGUUGUUUCUAAUUCUUCUUCUUCUUCUUCUUCUCAAUGUGGCAGUGAUAUAUUGAUUGGCUACAAAGGUGGUUCUAUAGUACGAUAUGGAUUUCAAGUGACUCCUUACUUUCAAGCAUGGAAAACAAGUCAAGCUUGGCAAACAGAUUCCGAUAUUACUUCCCUUCAUUUUGGUCAAUCAACACAUGAUGCUUUUCAACCUGUUCUGGGUACAAGUAUGGGACAAGGAUCGACUAGACCAAACCAAUUAUGGCGAUAUUCAUUACCACUGACACCACCUUUGACUAAUGACAAUGUGGAUCGUAUUGAAUUCAACAAUAACAACAUUUCUUCUUAUCAAUCAGUCAUUGAUCCUCUUCUUUUACCCGAACCAAGAUGGGAUUGUAGUUUUGUUAGACGCAAAGAUACCUUUUGGACUUCUUUUAUUACGGAUGAUAUCAUUCUUGUAGGUGGCGAACGACAUAUGUUUAUUCUGUCCAGUUCUUUCGACUUUAUUUCCCAGAUACCUAGUCCAUCCGCCGUCUUUGCUACUCAACUUUCACAACAUCAACCACGGGUCGCUUGGAUGGGAUGUCGUAAUGGUCGUAUUUUAUUGGUGGACAAUCGAAUUCAACAUAAAUCACCACAACAAAAAUAUCGUUUGGAUUCAGCAGUAACUCAUCUCAAACCAUUAGAAGAUGUUUCUUCAGGUCAUUCUAUAUUGGCGGCUGGAAUGAAUGGAUCUAUUUCUCUUUGGGAUACUCGAAAACAUUCACCUCUCCGUCGAUUCUAUGGCCACAGCAACGAGCAUACACGACAAUUGGCUUUUGACGUUCAUUCGGACUUGCACUUAUUGGCCAUGUCGGGUGAUGACAACAAAGUACGUUUAUGGUCAUUACUGGAUCAACAAUCGGAAGUACAACCCUUUUGGACUUCUUGUGCUUUCUCUGAUAAUGUAUGUCAAGCAUCCAUUCUCUCUCGUCCUCCUCCAUUGUCUUCUGUUUUUCUUAAUCAUCUUGAUUUGAACAAACAAGCCAUGCCUGGUCUUCUGGUAUGUACUGGUACUCCUUCUCUUUCUUGGCUAUCCAUUUUGUAAAAUUUAUACCCUUACUUAGUCAUCAUACAAUUGUAUCA
Molecule: messenger RNA, 1516 nt
Organism: Halteromyces radiatus
Lineage: Eukaryota; Fungi; Mucoromycota; Mucoromycetes; Mucorales; Cunninghamellaceae
Exons: 1
Coding region: 51-1478 (475 amino acids)
Cellular component (GO): Cul4-RING E3 ubiquitin ligase complex
Molecular function (GO): protein binding
Source: RefSeq, a predicted model, not a curated record